AUGUCGAAUCUAAAUACCUUGAAUCUCCAAAACAAUCUGUUGUCUGCGAUUCCAAUAUCGCUAGGAAACCUCUCACGACUCCAGUCCCUUGAUUUAUCUUCAAACAUCUUGAAAGGCCCACUUCCACAUACCAUUGGACAACUUUCUCAACUUGAGGCUCUCAAUGUGUCCCACAACAAUUUGUCUGGUGUAGUCACUGAAGCACAUUUCACAAACACAUCAUUGUUAAAACAAUUGGAUGCAACCUCAAACCACAGGUUGAGCUUCAAGUUUUCUCCCGAUUGGAAACCUCAUUUCCAGUUAGCAGCCAUUCUACUUGGAUCUUGCACAAUCCAAUCAGAAUUUCCGCAAUGGAUUCGAACACAAAGGAGUCUUUAUACACUGGAUCUAUCAAAUGCUAGCAUCUUCGGACCUCUUCCAGGUUGGCUUCGCGAGCUCCCUAUCAACAAUUCAAUUGAUCUCUCCCACAACUAUCUCGAGGGUCCAUUGACAAAUCUUCCACUUUCAAGGAUUUCAGAUUUCCCUAGAGUGCUUCUAAUGAACAACCUCUUCAACGGGUCAAUUCCAGAUUCAUUGUGUAGCAUUACAGAUUUGGUUAUUCUCAAUCUUUCUAAAAAUAAGCUAUCCGGGAGCAUUCCAGAGUGCAUCGGUAAUCUCAGGGAACUGGUUGUUAUGAUAUUAAGUUCCAACAGGCUAUCUGGUGUCAUUCCAAGCUCUCUAGGCAAUCUUUGUUCAUCCCUAAUCUGGUUACAACUAAACAACAAUAGUUUCUACGGCCAACUUCCCAACACUCUAGCAAACUGCACAUUGUUACAUGUGCUGGAUUUGGGCGAAAACCAAUUCUCUGGAAAAAUACCAAAAUGGAUCGAUGAAAAGUUCAAGAUGCUAAGAGUUCUCAGGCUACAUAAAAACAGCUUCACGGGUCAAAUUCCUGUAGAGUUGUGUGAAAGCUCCAACCUCCAAAUCAUGGAUGUAGGAGAUAACAACUUAACAGGAACCAUCCCUCCCUGCUUUAUGAAGUUUAGUCAAAUGAGAGGAGGCGAUCCCAAUUUUGAUUCUUUGGCCGGUUUCGAGCAUAGUUUGAACCAGGUCAUCAAAGGAGUCACACUCUGA
Lactuca sativa (garden lettuce) is the source of this 1113-nucleotide messenger RNA. The record is from RefSeq and is a predicted model, not a curated record. Lineage: Eukaryota; Viridiplantae; Streptophyta; Magnoliopsida; Asterales; Asteraceae.